Molecule: messenger RNA, 4189 nt
Organism: Thamnophis sirtalis
Lineage: Eukaryota; Metazoa; Chordata; Lepidosauria; Squamata; Natricidae
Source: RefSeq, a predicted model, not a curated record
CCUUCUGCCUCCUUUACAUGAAAGAAUACAAGAAGGAAGAGAAAUGUACAAAUGUAUGGAGUGUGCAGAAAGCUUCAGUACAAGCCUUUCUCUUGCAUUGCAUAAAAAGAUUCACAAAGCAGAGGAUCUACACAAAUGUCUGGAUUGUGGAAGGACCUUCAGGCAGAAACAUCAUCUCAAUUCACAUAAGAUGGUCCACGAAGAGAGGAAGCAGCAUCAAUGCAUUACUGGGGAAAAGACCUUCGGAAACAGCACUUCCUUUACUUCCCACCAAAACGUCCACAGAGGAGAGAAAUUACAUGAACUCGGGGAGGGUAGAAUAAGGUUUACUCAGAGCAAUGAACUGAAUUGCCGGGAAAAAAAUCCCACUGAGAAGAAAUCAUGUAAAUGCCUGGAAUGUGGGAAGAGCUUCCGCUCUGCAAGUAACCUCACUUACCACAAUAGGAUCCAUACACGGGAAAAGCCGUAUCAUUGCACUGUGUGCGGAAAGAGCUUUGCACAAAAAGGCAACUUCAAUUUACAUAAGAGGAUCCAUACCAGAGAGAAGCUGUAUAAAUGCACAGAAUGUGGGAAAGGCUUCAAAGCCCCCGGUGCUCUUACUUGUCAUAAUAGGAUUCACACAGGAAAGAAGCCCUUUCAAUGCCUGCAGUGUGGAAUGUGUUUUGUCCGUUCUGAUAGCUUGCAUGCCCACGAACAGACCCACAUGGAGGAGAAACCAUACAAAUGCCUGGAAUGUGGAAAAAGCUUUGAUUAUUCCAGCCACUUAACUUCUCAUAGAAGAAUCCACAGUGGAGAGAAACCGUAUCAAUGCACUGAGUGUGGGAAACGCUUCAAUAAUCAAAAGAUUCUUACUGUCCAUAAAAGAAUCCACACAGGUGAAAAGCCUUACAAGUGCGCCGAGUGCAACAAAUGCUUCACUGGUUUGGGGGCUCUCUCUUAUCACAAAAGGCUCCACACUGGGGAGAAACCAUAUGAAUGCCACACUUGUGGAAAGAACUUUAGUAGAAAAUAUAGCUAUAUCAUACAUACCAGGACCCACACUGGAGAGAAACCCUUUCAAUGCCUGCAGUGUGGAAAGUGUUUUGCACGGUCUGAUAGCUUGCUUGCCCAUGAAUGGACCCACAUAGGGGAGAAACCAUACAAAUGCAUGGAGUGUGGAAAGAGCUUCAGUGAUUCCAGCAACUUAAAUUCCCAUAGGAGAAUCCAUAGUGGACAGAAACCACAUCAAUGCGCUGAGUGUGGGAAGCGCUUCAAAAAUCAACAGAAUCUUACUGUCCAUAAAAGGAUCCACACAGGUGAAAAGCCUUAUAAGUGCAUCGAAUGUGGCAAAUGCUUCACUGAUUUGGGGACUCUCUUUCGCCACAAAUGGCUCCACACUGGGGAGAAACCAUACGAAUGCCAUACGUGUGGAAAGAGCUUCAAUACAAAAAAUACCUAUAUUGUACAUAGCAAGACCCACACAGGGGAGAAACCAUACAAAUGCAUGGAGUGUGGAAAAAGCUUCUGUAAUUCCAGCCACUUAACUUCCCAUAGAAGAAUCCACACUGGAGAGAAACCAUAUCAAUGCACUGAGUGUGGGAAGCGCUUCAGUCAAACAGGUUCCCUUAUUCUCCAUAAAAUGACCCACACAGGUGAAAAGCCUUAUAAGUGUACCGAAUGUGGCAAAUGCUUUAGUCGACAGUGGAAUCUCUCUGUUCACAAAAGACUCCACACUGGGGAGAAACCAUAUGAAUGUCACACAUGUGCAAAGAGUUUCAAUACAAAAAAUGGCUAUAUCCUACAUAGCAGGACCCACACUGGGGAGAAACCAUAUCAGUGCCAAGAGUGUGGAAAACUCUUCAGUGAUUCUGGACAACUGACGAUUCAUAAAAGGAUUCACACAGGGGAGAAACCCUAUAAGUGCAUGGAGUGUGGCAUGAGUUUCAGAAGAAUUGGUUACCUUUGUAGCCACAAGAGAAUCCACACGGGGGAGAAACCAUAUACAUGUCAUGAGUGCGGAAAGUGUUAUAGAGAGAGUGGCAAGCUUACCUCCCACAUGAGGAUCCACACAGGGGAGAAACCCUAUAAAUGCCUGGAGUGUGGAAAGUGUUAUAGAGAGAGUGGCAAUCUUACCUCCCACAUGAGGAUCCACUCAGGGGAGAAACCCUAUAAAUGCCUGGAGUGUGGAAAAUGUUAUAGACAGAGUGGUCACCUUACCUCCCACAUGAGGAUCCACACAGGAGAGAAGCCGUUUAAAUGUAUCGACUGUGGAAAGAGUUUCAGAAAUUGCUGGAAUCUUAAGCUCCAUAAAAGAAUCCACACGGGGAAGCCGUAUGAGUGUUUGGAGUGUGGUAAGAAAUCCGGAACCUGGAAUGACUUUAGUCACCAUAAGAAAACACACAGUAUGAAAAGACAACGCUGUGACGGAUGGGAGAUGGAGGAUUCUGGCCAAGAGGCAGCAGCACCUUUGCCAAAAGACAAAAAUAAUGUUGCAGAAAAGAUGUAUGGAAAGCAAAGUUUUGAGGAAAACCUGUUAAUGGUUGAGCAGGAGAAUUUGUCUAGUUUCCCAUGUGCAGAUACCAAUGUCUUAUUGGACGCAGAUGAUUGGCAAGAAAAAGAAGUGUGUCCAAGGUGUGGGAAAAUAUUCAGAGAUGAAUUGGGAUUAUAUGACUGUUGCCAAAGCCCUGCUGGAGAGAAACAGGAUGAAAGCAGGCAACCCUCCAGGAGGACUCUUCCUUCUCCUUUACAUGAAAGAAUACAAGGAGGAGGGGAAAUGUACAAAUGUACUGAAUGUGCAGAAAGCUUCAGUACAAGCCAUUCUCUUACAUUGCAUAAAAAGAUUCACAAAGCAGAGAAUCCAUACAAAUGUCUGAAUUGUGGAAGGAACUUCAGGCAGAAAAAUCAUCUUAGUUUACAUAAGAGGGUCCACGAAGAGAGGAAGCAGCAUCAAUGCAUCACCUGUGGAAAGACCUUCAGAAACAGCAACUCCCUUACAUCCCACCAAAGUGUCCACAAAGAGGAGAAGUUGCAUCAACUCAGGGAGAAUAGGACACGGUUUACUCGGAGCAAUGAAGCAAAUUCCCGAAAAAAAAGUCCCACUGGGACUAAUUCAUGUAAAUGCCCGGAAUGUGGGAAGAACCUCCGCUCUGCAAGUGACCUCACUUACCAUAGAAGGAUCCACACAGCGGGAAAGCCGUAUCAUUGCACUCUGUGUGGAAAGAGCUUUGCACAAGAAGGCAAUUUCAGUUUACAUAAGAGGGUCCACACCGGAGAGAAGCCAUAUAAAUGCACACUGUGUGGAAAAUGUUUCAAAGCCCCCAAUGCCCUUACUUCUCAUAAGAGGAUUCACACAGGGGAGAAACCCUAUGAAUGCUUGGAGUGUGGAAAAAGCUUCAACAAACGUGAUACGUUAACUAAACAUAAAAGGAUGCAUAAAGGCGAGAAACCUUAUAAAUGCCUGCAUUCUGGAAAGAGCUUCAAUCAAAAAGGUCAUCUUAAGUCACAUGAGAGGAUUCACUUGGAAGAAAAACCAUUUCAAUGCACGGAGUGUGGAAAGAGCUUCAAUCGCUCUUCACACCUUACUGCCCAUAACAGAAUCCACACGGGGGAGAAACCAUACAAAUGCCUGGAAUGUGGAAAGAGCUUCAGUUAUUCCAACCACUUAACUUCCCAUAGAAGAAUCCACAGUGGAGAAAAACCGUAUCAAUGCACGGAGUGUGGGAAGCGCUUCACUCAUCAACAGAGUUUUACUGUCCAUAAAAGGAUCCACACAGGUGAAAAGCCUUGUAAGUGUACCGAAUGUGGCAAAUGCUUCACUGAUUUUGGGGCGCUCUCUCGUCAUAAAAACGUCCACACUGGGGAGAAACCCUAUGAAUGCCACACUUGUGGAAAGAGCUUCAAUAGAAAAGAUGGCUAUAUCAAACAUAGCAGGACCCACACUGGGGAGAAGCCCUUUCAAUGCCUGCAGUGUGGAAAGUGUUUUGCCCGUUCUGAUAUGUUGCAUGCCCACAAAAAGACCCACAUGGGGGUGAAACCAUAUAAAUGCCUGGAAUGUGGAAAGAGCUUCAGCCAUUCCAGCUACUUAAUGAUACAUAGAAGAAUCCACAGUGGAGAUAAACCAUAUCAAUGCACUGAGUGUGGAAAGCACUUCAAUAAUCCACGUAGUCUUACUGUCCAUAAAAUGAUCCACACAGGUGAAAAGCCUUANGUU